Messenger RNA from Aplosporella prunicola CBS 121167, 779 nucleotides. RefSeq lists its product as uncharacterized. Lineage: Eukaryota; Fungi; Ascomycota; Dothideomycetes; Botryosphaeriales; Aplosporellaceae. The record is from RefSeq and is a predicted model, not a curated record. Bases 117 to 593 code for a protein of 158 amino acids. The transcript has a single exon.
AGGGACUGCAGCUCUUGCUCCUAUGUGUUGUUGUGGAGCAGCUGCAGCAGGAGGGAAAUGAUAGACAGGGCGGAGAUGUUUUACAGGGCCAGCGAUGAACUCGAGCAGUGUUUCGCAUGAGCAGUGCCGAGGCGGGCCUGACAUGCAGUGCGACAGGAGUAAUUGCGUGGGUGACGAUCGCUUCUUGGAGCGGUGAGGCGCGAGGAUGGUGUUCUAGACGACGCGCACCGUGUAAGCAGCAGACGCGGUCCCGUGAUUCGCUACCGAUGAGGUAUGACGUUGGCGCCGCCAAGAGCCGCAGGGCAGCCUGUCCACCCGCCCACUUCGCGAUACUCGCCGCCAUCUCAGAAGCGCCCGCCGAGCUUCGGCUGCGUCCCGGUUCGUUGAUCUGCCCGCUGGUCACAGCCCGUCACCCCGCUCGCCCGGGCCCCGUCCAGUCCGACACCAGGCAUUGGUCAGCUCUGCGGUCUGGCUCACCUCUCUUCCAUAAGCACUCUCUCUCCUGUACAUCACUCGACCCUCGGGUGUGGCGCUGCGCCUUUUUGGCUUUUUGGUCUUUCUCCCGCCCGCCAUGCCCCUGGCGCGGUCGGUGACAAUUUUUUUUUCAUAAUUUUUUGCCAUGCUGAAGAACCGGGUUUAGCAAAUGGAAAAGUUGAAGCUCCAUUUGCCAUACCUACCCGUCUUAAUGCGUCAUAUAGCACCACCGUACCUAGUAGAUUGUUUCGCUGCGUCCCCGCCCCCGAAGUAUGAUCUCUCUUAAGAAAUCUUACUUCCGACGG